Messenger RNA from Lacerta agilis (Sand lizard), 1306 nucleotides. It is a transcript of the gene PPP1R36, whose product is annotated as protein phosphatase 1 regulatory subunit 36. Gene Ontology annotation, biological process: negative regulation of phosphatase activity. NCBI's taxonomy places the organism in Eukaryota, Metazoa, Chordata, Lepidosauria, Squamata, Lacertidae. The record is from RefSeq and is a predicted model, not a curated record. Gene Ontology annotation, molecular function: phosphatase binding. The annotation marks the transcript as partial. The transcript has 10 exons.
UUGUGUAUUCCAAAACGUUUGCAGUUGACGAAAGUUAACCCUGGCUUGUGGUACUGGAAAGAUGACAGCCGAAGUCUUGAAUUUGUAUGUGCCCACCCUAAGGAGGAAGAUAAGGAAGCUAAGGAUAAGUCUAAGAAAGGGAAAACCAUCCACUUCCAGGAGACGCCCACAAUAACGCCAGACAGACUGGAUCCUGUUUAUUUCCGAGAUAUCUUUGCCGUACGGAAAAGUAUCCAAGAAGAUAAGUCGCCCCGGCUGUUGAAGCGAAUGCAAAAGGAACUGAUUUCUCUAGAAGACGUUAAGUACGCUGCCCUGUUUCUGGCCCACGAAGACGACUCCUUUCACAUCAAUUCUUUCUCUUUAGUUAUGAGGUGCCGGCAGCUAGAUGAUUUUCUCAUGGCUCUGCUGUACUAUCUGAAUUUUUAUCUGGAAAAAUUAGCCUUGGAGGUGAAACCCAGAUCUUUCAUGGGGAAGCCCAGUGCCCUGGAAAGGAAAGAGAUGCGGCAGAACCAAAUCAACCUAGCAGUGACCAAAAAGCACCUGGCCAAGCUGUACUGCAUCCUCAUCCUCGGGCUGGGAAUGUCCGAUCAACAUCACAUGGCUUGCGGAAAGAGGAAAAUAUCAACAACACAGAAAGACAGGGAUUUCUUUGAGUGCUUGUACAACUUCUCCUCCUACGUGGCUUAUGUGACGUUCAGACAGAAGAACCUCAAGGAAAUCCAGCAGGAAGUUGGCCGGCUGCUCCGCUCAAACAUAUUCAAUCCUGCUCUGAGAGAGACAGCUAAACCCAAGGAGUUGAAAACAGAUGUGACCAAGGAGGUGAAGAAGGUCACUUUCCGCUAUCGCAAGAGCACCGAUGUAAGGCAGCCAGCCAUCCGAAGCGUCAUGGACCAGCGAUCGCCGGUGCUUAGCACCUUGCUGCCGAUGCCUAAGGACAGCGCUCAGUACCUUUUCCAGGACCAUUACCUCCAUGGUGGCAGAAGUCAGCCAGCCUACAUUCCUGAAGAGCUGCCAGCCUUUUCCUCUGUGGUGCCAGAACCCAAGAUUGGCAUCAUUGGAUGCCCACGCCACAGAUUUAUCCCUCAUACGCUUCAGCCAAUCGGGACGCAGGAUGCUGAGAAUGAGGAUGACGAAAGCAUGAGUUCGGAGACAAGCAUCUCUCCAGAUGUUUCCCAGGAGCUGAAUGUCUCCCUGAAGGUCCCUCAAGGCAGCGCGAGUCUCCCAUCCGUGGCGGGCUCAAGGGCGACCACCGAAGCAGAUUACGUUGAGAAUCACUAGCAGCAUACGCUAACCAUUAGGGAUAAUU